Molecule: messenger RNA, 438 nt
Organism: Vicugna pacos (alpaca)
Lineage: Eukaryota; Metazoa; Chordata; Mammalia; Artiodactyla; Camelidae
Source: RefSeq, a predicted model, not a curated record
AUAUUUGAACCUGGUCAUAAAGGAGUCGACACCUACUGACCUACGGCCAACACUCGAAGCAGAGGGAGCCCCUAUAAAACAGCCCACGCUGGCACCCGGCCGGCAGAGCUGCGACCAGCUGAGGACGGACCCUCGUCGCCACCAUGAACUUCUCCGGCAAGUACGAACUGCAGAGCCAGGAAAACUUCGAGGCCUUCUCAAAGGCCGUUGGUCUGCCCGACGACCUCGUCCAGAAGAGUAAGGGCACUAAGGAGGUGACAGAAGUCGUGCAGAACGGGAAGCAUUUCAAGUUUACUGUCACUGCUGGGCCCAAAGUGUUCCAGAACGAGUUCACUGUGGGUGAGGAGAGUGAGAUGGAGACCAUAACCGGGGAGAAGGUCAAGGUAGGAGCUCCCCUCUCUAACCCUCCUCUGCUUCCGGAACCUUCCCUGGAGCCUG